CGGUGACCAAGCGGCGGCGCGGCGACACGGCGCGUGCCUAGCCAGUGGUAGCUCGAGUCUGUGAGAUGCUGUCAAACCGAGCGGACGCCGCGUCGAUGUCGCGUUUGGCGUGAGGGGUGCUCUUUGAGCUUCGUUGAAUUUUCAUAUAGCGCUAGAGCGCCCGCGAGCCUCUAUCUAAGGGGCAUCAGUGAAAUUAUCCUCUCCCAUCGUCCACGAUGUCCGUCGACAAGGAGGAACUGGUGCAACGCGCCAAGCUGGCGGAGCAGGCUGAACGAUAUGACGACAUGGCGGCCGCGAUGAAGGAAGUCACGGAAACCGGUGUCGAGCUGAGCAAUGAGGAAAGGAACCUGCUUUCCGUUGCUUACAAAAACGUGGUGGGCGCUCGACGAUCAUCAUGGCGUGUCAUUUCCUCCAUUGAACAGAAAACCGAAGGCUCGGAAAGAAAACAACAGAUGGCAAAAGAAUAUAGGGUUAAAGUAGAAAAGGAGCUCAGAGAAAUCUGCUACGAUGUUUUGGGUUUACUUGACAAGCACCUUAUUCCUAAAGCUAGUAAUCCAGAAAGUAAAGUAUUUUACCUUAAAAUGAAGGGUGACUACUAUAGGUACCUUGCAGAAGUGGCCACAGGAGAAACCAGAAAUUCUGUUGUAGAGGAUUCACAGAAAGCAUACCAAGAUGCUUUCGAGAUCAGCAAGGCGAAAAUGCAGCCCACACACCCAAUAAGGCUGGGUCUGGCGUUAAAUUUCUCCGUCUUCUAUUAUGAGAUAUUAAAUUCACCAGACAAAGCGUGUCAGCUCGCCAAACAGGCGUUCGAUGAUGCGAUCGCCGAAUUAGACACACUGAAUGAAGACUCGUACAAAGACUCGACACUGAUCAUGCAGUUGCUGCGAGACAAUCUGACGUUGUGGACGUCAGACACGCAAGGCGAUGGCGACGAGCCCGCCGAGGGCGGCGACAACUAAUCUCGCGCCGCGCUCACUCCCAGCACACGCAUUUGUUCUCAUUGGUGUUUUAUAAGAAAACGAGUAACAUUCGAGAACGCCGCGCGGCGCGGGUCCUCCGCCGCUGAUGCGAGCCGUCGCUUGUAAAAAAAUGUUAAAAAUGUCGUUCGCAGCGGACCUUCACGUUCCGUCUAAAAUUAAAUGUUAUGUGUCAUCUUUGACGGUUUUGUAUUUCUGUAUUUACACUGGAUUACAGAUAUCGAGCUGACCCGAUGAAUAUAAAUAUUUAUAACUUAAGUUAUUAAAAUUACGGUUUCUUAAGUUAAAAGUGUUUUCCUUUCUAUAUUUAGAAUAAAACUUAACAGCCUGGUCGGCCCCAAAUUAACAUUCCUUUCGCCGCAUGUCCGCAGUGAAAAGGAGAUCAUGAUGGUGAAUAUUGUUUUAAAAUUAUGCUAUUCGUUAUUAAAAAUUUGUUGAAGUGCGCCCAUAACUGACCCAAUUAAAUUAGAUUUUACAUAAAGUGAAUUCAAAAACCACCUGUAUAAUAAUGGCUGUAUCAAUUUAAUUAGGGCACAAAAAACUUGUUAGUGUCUUUCGUGGUUUUUGUGAUGUCCUCUAACAUUUUAAUAUUACCAAAGGAACUCUUUAAUUGUUGACAUUAACCAUUUUAUUGUGCCCCAUCAGUGAUUAUAAUAGCAUUCUGAAUUUUCAGGCAUUUAUUAGCAAGAUAGUUUUUGUGAUGGCCAAUAUUGUAACAUUUCUCUGCUGCAUUUUAUCAGCCAUUAAUCUAUUAUAUUUUUCAUGUUUUCACCAAUAAACUUUUGUAUUAAAUACAAUUUUUAGUUUUAGACCAA
Messenger RNA from Spodoptera exigua (beet armyworm), 1792 nucleotides. Lineage: Eukaryota; Metazoa; Arthropoda; Insecta; Lepidoptera; Noctuidae. The record is from the annotation of a GenBank genome assembly.